AUGAUGAAACUGCUGGGUCUUAGGUCUUGGGACACUCCCGCCUAUGGCCUCAAGAUAAAUCUCUUUGAGAAGAACAACUCCAUGUCUUCGGUGACUACGGUGCGUCAGGAUGUGGCUAUACCUCUGUGGCAUCUUGUUCUCCUCCAGCAUCCGCGAAAGCGGAACUCUGGAUCGCCAUCUUCGCGAACGGAAUUGCCACGAACUCUGUACAAUGCCACCACAAAGACCUGUGACUUUUGGAAGUACAUACGUCAUGUAUCCGCUUGGAAUAAUGUGGCCAAGUUGAUGCUUUCGAAGGGGGCCAGCAAUAUGAGUUUGGCUUGUCCCCUGAAACAGGGCGUAUACGUGAUGAACCGGAUUCAGGUGCCACCGGAAACGGCCAUUUUGAAGUUUAUGUAUCAUCCCAAUACGGUCUAUACACUGGAAGGCACUGUAUUCGGUUUGAAUCCCAAAGAUAGAGUUACCAAGAAGGCUUUGUGCCACUAUGAAGUUAAUGCCACUAUCUUUAAGUCGUGUUAG
Messenger RNA from Drosophila serrata, 519 nucleotides. RefSeq lists its product as uncharacterized. NCBI's taxonomy places the organism in Eukaryota, Metazoa, Arthropoda, Insecta, Diptera, Drosophilidae. The record is from RefSeq and is a predicted model, not a curated record.